This is a messenger RNA of Camellia sinensis, 1174 nucleotides long. NCBI's taxonomy places the organism in Eukaryota, Viridiplantae, Streptophyta, Magnoliopsida, Ericales, Theaceae. The record is from RefSeq and is a predicted model, not a curated record.
UCUCUCUCUCUCUCAUCCAAAUUCGAAUCACAUUAUGGGUUUACAAGGGGAUGAAGAAACAAAGAUGAUGAGGAGGAAAUCUUCCAUUUUUAGGUACAAUUCACCCUUAGUUCAAGUGACUCUGAUUGGAUUAGUAUGCUUUUGUUGUCCCGGGAUGUUCAACGCCUUGUCAGGGAUGGGCGGCGGAGGGCAGGUGGACCCCACGGCUGCCAACAACGCCAACACUGCCCUUUAUACCACGUUUGCAGUCUUUGGCAUCCUCGGUGGCGGCAUCUACAACAUCCUUGGUCCACGUACCACCCUCUUCGCUGGCUGCUCCACCUACGUCCUCUACGCCGGCUCCUUCCUCUACUACAACCACUACCACCACCAGCCCUUCGCCCUCACAGCCGGCGCUCUCCUGGGCGUCGGCGCUGGCCUACUCUGGGCUGGCCAGGGGGCAAUCAUGACCGCUUACCCCCCAGCUGACCGCAAAGGUACCUACAUCUCCCUCUUCUGGACCAUCUUCAACAUGGGCGGCGUCAUUGGCGGCCUCAUCCCGUUCAUCCUCAACUACCACCGUGGCGCCACCACUGCCGCAGCCUCUGUAAACGACGCCACCUACAUCGGUUUCAUGAUUUUCAUGUUGGUUGGCACUCUCCUUUCCCUUGCAAUCCUACACCCCAGUCGCGUAAUUCGCGACGACAGUUCUCUAUGUACUAGCAUUAAGUACUCGAGUAUUUCAGUCGAAUCAACUGAAAUACUCAAACUGUUUCUCAAUUGGAGGAUGCUGUUGCUAUCACCCGCGGCCUGGGCUAGUAACUUUGUUCACUGUUACCAAUUCAACAAUGUCAAUGGAGUUUUGUUCGAUCUUAGGACUCGAGGGUUGACCAAUAUGUGCUAUUGGACGGCGCAGAUGAUUGGAUCGUUGGUGAUCGGAUACAUAAUCGAUUUCAGUUUUAAGAGUAGGAGGGUGAGAGGACUUGUGAGUGUUGGGAUUGUUGGUUUGGCUGGGACUGGAAUUUGGGUUGGUGAACUUGUGAAUCAACUCAAAUACUCGCGCCUUGAUCUGCCUAAGAGGUUGGAUUUUAAGGACAAUGGUUCGGAAUUCGCAGGACCGUUGGUGUUGUAUUUUGCUUAUGGGCUGCUUGAUGCCAUGUUUCAGAGCACGGUUUACUGGAUCAUCAAAUGGUGA